AUGGAAGUUAAUGAACGAUCUAUAACAGAUUCUGAUGCAGAAAAUAAAAUUCUUUUGGAACCCUAUGAAUAUAUACGUACAAUACCUGGUAAACAAAUUCGACCAAAAUUAAUUAAAGCCUUCAAUUUUUGGCUAAAUAUACCUGAUGAUAAACUUAUUGUAAUUGGUGAUCUUAUUGAAAUGCUUCAUAAUGCAUCUUUACUUAUUGAUGAUAUUCAAGAUAAUUCUAAAUUACGUCGUGGUGUGCCAGUUGCUCAUAAUAUUUAUGGCGUACCAUUAACCAUAAAUGCUGCUAAUUAUAUUUAUUUCUUAGCUAUGCAACAAGCUCUUACAUUACGACAUCCUGAUGUUACACAAAUAUUUGUUGAACAAAUGCUAAAUUUACAUCAUGGACAAGGUAUGGAAAUAUGGUGGCGCGAUAAUUUUGUAUCACCAUCGGAAGAUGAAUAUCGUCAAAUGGUUUUAAAAAAAUGUGGUGGUCUAUUUAAUUUAGGUGUACGUCUUAUGCAAUUAUUUUCAUCAAUUGAAAUACGUCAUAAAUAUAAAUUUGAUAGAUUAUGUCAUUUAUUAUCUUUAUUUUUUCAAAUACGUGAUGAUUAUUGUAAUUUAAUAUCAAAAGAAUAUACAAAUAAUAAAUCAUAUUGUGAAGAUUUAACAGAAGGAAAAUUUUCAUUUCCUAUUUUACAUGCUGUUAAUACACAUGAUAGAGAUACACGUAUUAUACAUAUACUUAAACAACGUACACAAGAUAUUGAUUUAAAACGUUAUUGUAUACAAUUAUUAUAUGAAUUUGGUUCUAUUGAAUAUACACGUCAAACAUGUAAGGAUUUAGCAAAACAAGUAUUUGAUGAAAUUCAUAUACUUGGUGGAAAUAAUUAUUUAGAAAAUAUUAUUCAAAAUUUAAUGGAAGUAUUUCAUAAUGAUGAUGAUAGUGAAAAUGAACAAGAUAUUGAAAGUGGUAAUAAAUAUGUUAUUAAUCAAAACGAUGAAGAUAAUCAACAACAAUAUGAACAAAAUAAUAGAAGUCAUAAGAAGAUUAUGACGUAUAAUGAUGGACAAUAUCAAAUGUAA
This is a messenger RNA of Rotaria sp. Silwood2, 1071 nucleotides long. The record is from the annotation of a GenBank genome assembly. Lineage: Eukaryota; Metazoa; Rotifera; Eurotatoria; Philodinida; Philodinidae.